AUGGAUUACAUACAUCUGGGUGGUCAGAAUCUGUCAAGAUCCUUCCUUUGGAGUGUUAUUCGAGACGCGGGGGACAAUACGCACAAGUCCUAUAUUCUGCCAAAUCCGCCAGAGGAAGGUGAUACACAGGCAGAUAAGAUAUCCAAAGGCCUGAUCAGGCAAUAUUUCGAGGAAGCCAAGAACUUCAUAAAGGAAAAUUUCACCCCCCAUGAUUGCCAUAGGGAAAGUGUGUUGCUGUACCAAUGCAGUGCUGGCAAAUUCGACAUCAAGGUGAAAUUAGGGGGAAUCUAUUUCCAAGACGGGAAUGACUGUGUUGUGACCAUUCAGGUUGAGCUUUCUUCUUCGGAUCCGGGUCUCAGAUGUGCAUUCCUCAAGCUGGAGUGUGAAGUGGAUCAAGACGUAACUGGAUCCCAAAUCAUCAAAGAUAUAAAGCCAGCCUGGUCCCGGGGCGAAGUUAAAACCACAAAAAGGUCACAAACAGUCGAAUACAGGAUUCAAGAGAAGAAAACCGGGGCAACUCUCGGAGGAAGCCACACCACCGAAGCUAACUUGGAGAGAAGGCUGACAAUUAACGGCUUCAUUAAAUGCAUAAAGGGCAAAGAGAAAUUGGCUCGCUGGACAUUAAACGAAAGUGGAGCUGAUGCGAACGGGAUCCCGCCAGGCUUUCAAGGAGCCUUCGUUCUUGGGUCAAGACGGCCAUUUCGGCUCACUGUGAAAGUUUGUGUGAAUCUUUUCGGAUCGAUCAAAUACUGGUGGUUCACUCCACACAGAGGAGCUAAAGCAGGAUUCGACAUUGAUCCAGAGCUUCUCAAGUGCGAUAGAAAAGUCCAACUUGAAAAGUGGACUGGUGCUAUGGGAGAGUAUACGUUUUAUCCAUAUCCUCCUUAA
This is a messenger RNA of Aspergillus terreus NIH2624, 888 nucleotides long. RefSeq lists its product as uncharacterized. The transcript has a single exon. NCBI's taxonomy places the organism in Eukaryota, Fungi, Ascomycota, Eurotiomycetes, Eurotiales, Aspergillaceae. The coding region runs from base 1 to 888 and encodes 295 amino acids. The record is from RefSeq and is a predicted model, not a curated record.